AUGGCAGAUUUCCAAGACUUCCAGCAUUCAGUCAAGUACAACCAGGAACACCAGCAGCAGUUAAUCGAGUUAGAACAAGAUGUGGCCUCUGGAAAGUUCCGCCUGACGGGGUCUUCCGGCCCUAUGACCAGAGCCUCGCCCAUCGCUCCACACCGAAACUUGGGGCCCAAGUUGGGAUCUCACGCCGGAGCCGGCUCCGGUGCGGAAACGUCAAAACCAGGCUUCGACACGGUACUCUCCAAACCGAAACCCAAACCCAAUCCAUUUGGUGCCGCGAAGCCUGUCGAUGUUUUAGCGAAGGAGGACGAAAUACAGAAAAAGCUUAUAACUGUUAAUCACACCACGAUCAAGACUAUGGGCUCAGUUGAACCUGCCCCUCCAAGGGAACGUCGAAAGUCCAUGAACAUUUUGAGAAGGGACAGCAAAGCUGAAGACUCGCCUCGGCCGCCUGCGACCGCGCCAGAACAACCCAACUCAAAAUACUCACCAGCGCCUGUAACAUCUGUGUAUGGAGAUGGAAAGAGUGGUAUAAGCUUGGCGCAAAUUUUGAGUGCUGCUAACAGUGACUCGAACCUGGCUGCAAAUUCGGCCAAGAACUCGCCAAAACCAGCGGUUUCAAAACCUACUAUCUUGAAGAAGAAGGCAAUGAAUAGCCCUGUCGUAAGCGUUCAACAACUUGCAAGAUAUGAGGCCAAUGAACCCGAAAGUACCGAAAAGACAGAGACCCAAGCAAAACUGCUGCAAAACCCUGACGAUUCAGCUAUCAAGCACCCCGUAGAAACCACAGAAAAGCCUACUUUGAAAGAAAAGAGCCAUGCAAACAAGAACCCAUCAUCUCCAAAGGAUGAUGACCCAUCCUCAGAAAAUAACAAAGCAACUGCCCCUACGACACAAACUUCAACGAAUCUGAAAAACAGACCAGAUUUUAAACACAUGUUUGAGGAGAUCACCCAGAAGUAUGUGCCAAAGGAGAAGCCUAACAAGUACAAAGGCAGAGGUCCUUUCAGAGAGCCUAAUGUGAACGGCAAGAUAACUUCAGAGUCAGAUGACAAGAAUGCUCCCCGCAACAAUAGCCCUGCGAAACCUAAUGGCCGAAAAAAUUCCAGGGAUAUACCGAGCGGUUCCCGUAGGCCACCCAAAGCUCGUACUCUGCGGAGGAGAGAUGGGACAGAGGAGAAGAAAGGUGAAGAUGUUGUGGUUCAGAAUGGAGAGGGUAAAGUUGAGAGGUCUAAUGAUAAACUGCGGGCAAGUAGUCUAACUUCGAAACAAGAAGUCAAAUCGAAUACAACGCGAGAUUCAGUGCCCAAUGGCGACGGAGAGACAAGUGCUGCGAAGAAGGAACGAGCCACUGGCUCUGGCGCUCGAAGAGGUUCCGGGUCCAACAAACAGACUACUAAGACGUUCGAUGGUUCAACGAGUCAUUCAGAGCCCGGAGAGAGACCAAAACGUGGAAGCUGGAACUCUAGAGGCAGGGGAAAUAAUCGUAGACGAUGCAGAGGUGGCGCCAAUCUUCAUUAUGUGCGAAACGAACAGUUAAAUCAAGAAAAGACUCCGGUUCUGGAAACUGUUCAAGAAGUAUAA
Molecule: messenger RNA, 1581 nt
Organism: Meyerozyma guilliermondii ATCC 6260
Lineage: Eukaryota; Fungi; Ascomycota; Pichiomycetes; Serinales; Debaryomycetaceae
Exons: 1
Coding region: 1-1581 (526 amino acids)
Source: RefSeq, a predicted model, not a curated record